AUUGAUGAUGGCCCAGCUGACUCUGCUGAUACCUUCAAUACCCUGUUCACCGUGCGUGUGAAUUCAGCAGCCAUGAUCCUGGAGGAUGAAUCAGGGCAGACAGUUUUGGAAGGGGUGCUAAAGGGCACCACAGCUGUGUCCAAGAUGUAUGCUCAGAACAGCAGCCUUCAGCUAACUGUCAUGUCGACUGGGCUGUUAUGUGCUGAUGGCGUGCUGUUAAGCACUGGAAUCGAGCAAAUCAUUGCGGAAGAGCCCAAUGACGCAACCAUGGACUCAGUUUCACAGGCGUUGAAAAUACUAUACACCAAAACACCACAGGACAAGGGUGUGAGUGCUGCAUUGAAAGUCCAGUUGGGAGGCAGCUAUGUGACGUACCGUGACACAGCAGUCAGGAAAGUGUUGAAAUUUUUCAGGCCAGUGGCAUCAGCCGACAUCUCAGUCCUUCAGGCUCAGGCUGCUGCUGGAGUAAAGAAAGCGACACAAUUGGCAGGAGAGCAAAUUGUUGCAGCACUAAAUGAGACACCCAUGUUCGAGAUUGAUUUGUGCAUGGAUGCCCCAAAGAUUGCGAUCCCUGUUCAGGGUCACGAUGACAACAAAGCGAUGGUCACCCUCAUUGCUGACCUUGGCAGCUUUGGGCUGAUGACACAUCAGUCUGGAUUUCAAAAUCUUCCUCCUGAGCAUGCAGGAAAGUAUGAGUGCCUCAAGGCAGACAUGCAGGAUGUUGCCCUAUACCUUGUUGAAGGUAAAUUUCAGUGGCCAGAACUCCACAACGGUGGCUUGGAGAGGCAAGUGUCUGCACAGCUGCGUGAUUUCCUGGGCCAUGCGGCGAAGGUCGUCCCUGUCCUGGAGCCCUUUGCAUUGCAAUCGGAUGUGCAACUGACCCGUGGAUGGCAGCCAGGGCUUGUGCCUGUGAGACUCGAUCUGAACGUGGCGUCCUUCCAUCUGCACUUCAGCCCUACAAGAUACGCCCGCAUCAUGACAAUUGUGAAUUCUUUAUUUGAUUUGUCUGCAGCUGCAUCCAGUUCUCAGUCAGUUUGGACCCAUUCCGAUGCAUCUUCGAUGCAUGGUGGUGUCAGUGUGUUGGCAUGGGAGGGACUUGGUGGGAGAACCCCUGUUUGGCGGAAACGUUAUGCCACUGUGCAUGGAGGCAAUUUGUACGUAAGCGAGAGUGAGAUCGCGUUGGAUAUUGUGAAGUCUGUGUGGCUUCUUGGGGACAUAUAUGUCUCUGCUGUUCCCCCAUCGCUUGUUUGGGGAAAGAGGAAUGUUGUGGCGAUUGUUCCUCUUAGUGUGGACUUGAAGAGUGGUGUCGAGAUGGCAACAUCGACCGUCCUGCAUCUGGACAGUGAGGAGAAGGCCCAGAACUGGAGAAUGGCCUUGAUCCAAGAGAAGGAACGGAUGGCAGCUGCAACAGGGAUAGUUGAGGCUCCCACAGUUGACACCGCGUUUUUGUCUUCUCUCGUUUCGGAAGAGCUUCCAGAGACAUCACAAAUAUCAACUCCUGUAUAUCUGGAGGUAACAGGCAAUGUUGCAGAGCUGGCAGUGACGAUUCUUGGAAGACCCCCUAAAGAUUUGGGAGACCCCGAUGGAUCUUCAAUGUCAAUAGCUGAGGACGACGCCGGGUCAGUCACACUCUCAGAUUUGAAUGCUGGCCUGAACAUGGACAACGAAGUGCCCUUGAUUGUGUUUCGGGAAGAAAAUGGCCAUGUGGAUCUGACAGUAGGAGAGUUUGGCUUACAAGCUGACUUGCAAGUGCAGAGUUGUGAGCUUGAAGACGUGCUCAUCAGCAAACCAUCAGGGAUCAAACGAUACCUGGCUCGAUCCACUGUGGCUAGCAACCUUGGUGGGUGGUUUGCACAGUUUGUGCUCUUAUUUGAUGGGGAUGCAGUACAAUGUGCUUCUUGGUGUGGUAUUCUGUUCUCUAUUCUGUGA
Messenger RNA from Ostreobium quekettii, 1929 nucleotides. The record is from the annotation of a GenBank genome assembly. Lineage: Eukaryota; Viridiplantae; Chlorophyta; Ulvophyceae; Bryopsidales; Ostreobiaceae.